AUGUCGAGCAAGAAUAACUACUUUAUUGCAUCCUUCUCGCCGGUGAAGGAUGUUUAUAAGUCCGUUUCAACCAACUCUAAUUAUUCUUCCUCGUCGUCACUGGUCUCGACGGCAAGCUCGGCCAGACCCCAGUCGCAGCAGUCCCAAUCGCAAACGCAAGCACAGCAGCAGCAGCAACAACAGCAGCAGAAUAGUAAGAGUGGGGGAGAUCUAUCUUCCGGAGUACCUGUUCAGCGGUCAGCCUCCUUCAAUGCGACUUGCACGGUUCCGCUGAGUGUCAGCAAGACUACGCAAGUGAAAAAUUCCGCUUCAUUCAGCAGCUGUUCGCUGUUGACGAAAGUGGCGAAGAAAUCGGGCCUCACUGGAUCACUGACGGCCCACUCGCUACUCAAGUUCUCCUCUUCCAGUUCGGCGAAUAGCUUGCUUCAGCUGAAGCAACAGCAUCAAGCGAACGGGAUCUCGAUUUCCAGCAAUAUCACCGAGGCUCUGGCUAUGGCUGGACAGAACUCAAAUCCUUCGCUGUCGAAUUCCUCCUCCGGAUAUCUGAGGCAUUCCCCCUCGGCUUCGUCGUCGACAUCGUUGGCCUCGUCAACGACUUCGACGGUCACGGCGGCCGCGGCCGUUACCAAUCCUCCCAGUUCCUCCGCCACUAUCAGUGCUGCCCUUUCGCUGUCUCAGUUCAGCAAAAACAGCAUGGUUGACUAUUAUGUUUAA
Messenger RNA from Toxorhynchites rutilus septentrionalis, 714 nucleotides. RefSeq lists its product as uncharacterized. The coding region runs from base 1 to 714 and encodes 237 amino acids. The transcript has a single exon. The record is from RefSeq and is a predicted model, not a curated record. NCBI's taxonomy places the organism in Eukaryota, Metazoa, Arthropoda, Insecta, Diptera, Culicidae.